Messenger RNA from Trichoderma virens Gv29-8, 1674 nucleotides. RefSeq lists its product as uncharacterized. Gene Ontology annotation, cellular component: sno(s)RNA-containing ribonucleoprotein complex. Lineage: Eukaryota; Fungi; Ascomycota; Sordariomycetes; Hypocreales; Hypocreaceae. Gene Ontology annotation, molecular function: RNA binding. The transcript has a single exon. Gene Ontology annotation, biological process: box H/ACA snoRNP assembly; ribosome biogenesis; pseudouridine synthesis. The coding region runs from base 1 to 1674 and encodes 557 amino acids. The record is from RefSeq and is a predicted model, not a curated record.
AUGUCGGGCUUUCAGAUUCCCGGACUGGGCCAAGCAAAGGCAAAUGAAGUGCUGCCGCCUCUUCCAGCCGAUCUCGCAAUUGCCGCCGCAAGCGCUGCAGAAGAAGACAGCGAGAUGCUUGGCGCAAACCCAUCCACACUCGAACCAGCAUCGUCAGCUACAGAACACCACAGCGAAGCUACCAAAGCCACCAGCUCUGACCCAGAUGCCAUGACAAUUGACAAACCCGAAAGCCCGCCUUCCUUGACACACGCCCUCGAAGCAGCCCUUGGCGGCCUAGACAGUGCCGACGCACAUCGACCGGCGCCCGCACCUGAAGAAGAGCCUGUUCCUUUGCAACCCGACCAAAGCGAACACCCCGAAUGGGAGAUCGAUUCCUCUCCCUACGAGUCGUCAGACUCCAGCAGUUCUGACUCGUCGUCCGAUGAUGACGACUCUGACAAUGAGGGCUAUGAACCUCUGGGCAUUGAAGAAACAGCACGGCUUCUGAUGGAGACAGAGGGAGGCUCUGAUGAUGAGGGAGACAGAGGCAAGGCUUCUGGGUCCGGAUACGUGCGUACAAAAAAUGAGCUUCCCGACGAAAUCAUUCCCAAGCCGGACGUUACAAUCACUCCCGAGAUGGCAAUCGAAGAGCUCGGUGUCAUAGAGCACAUCGUCGAGAAUAUCAUGCUGAUUAAAGCAUUUACCCCCGGAGAAUACCAAGUCUUGGACAGCGGAUCUGUCUUGUGCAAUGCAGAGAGGGUUGUCAUCGGGGCUAUCGCGGAGACCAUCGGCAAGGUGUUGCAGCCGAUGUACACGGUAAUGUUCAACUCAGCAGAAGAGGUGAAAGAGUUUGGACUGGAGGUUGGAACCAAAAUAUACUAUCCUGUCGAUCAUGCAUCAUACGUUUUCACAGAGCCUCUGAAAAAUCUCAAGGGCUCAGACGCCAGCAACCUUCACGAUGAGGAGAUUGCCGAUGAAGAAGUCGAGUUUUCGGACGAUGAGAAAGAGGCAGAAUACAAGCGAUCACUGAAGCAGAAGAAGAAGGACAAGUGGAAGAGCUCUGGCGGGAAGGAAGGCAAACAGCCUCACCCGUUGCGCCAGGAGAUGUCGGCAGAUGGCAGCUUGAACUACGAUGACGAGGAUGAUGGUCCGUAUAAGCCGCUGGCCCGGCCUGUUGGAUAUGGCGCGGGUCCCUCGUCGAUUGAGAACCAUGACCCUUCUGCAAGAUCAGGUUUCCCUAGAGGAGGCCGGAGAGGAGAUUCACGGGGUAGAGGUGGUCGCGGAAGAGGAUCCGGUCGUGGUGGGAGAGGAGGUUUCAGCCAUCCUAGGGAUGGAUACUCACUCCCUCCUCAAGGCAGUCAGAACCCUCAAUCAGCUGCACCUGCGGGCAGCUCAUGGAACUUCAACCCAGUUCUUCCCACCAACUCCGCGCCAGUUCCAUCUCUUCCUCAAUUUGGCUUCCCCCUUCCUGGCUGGCAACCACCAGCACAUGGUCAGCCAGCACCUUCUGCGGUACCGCCACCACCACCAGGCUGGCCAGGGUCAGCCCAAGGACAGGGCCAGGCGCCUAAUGGCGGAGCAUUCGUCAAUCCCGCAUUCUUUGCGGCCUUGAUGAGCCAGAUUCAGGCGCAAACUGGGCAGGCGGGGUGGAACGGCCAGGUCCCACCGCCUCCUCCGCCACCUCAGCAAUAG